AUGGAGGCAUCGUCUAAAACAACUUCACCUCAAAAUGCUUUAUUCGCAACCCUUUACGUGGGUGAAUCGGCAUUUGGUCUGUACGCCAUGGAUGUAUUGGUCGACAAGCACACCAUCACUUAUGCACCAAAAUAUCUUGGCCCUCCGCUACUUGAAGGACCUAGUCCUAUAGCUCUAUCGGAAGAGGAAAAGGCAAAGUUCAUCCCUCCAUCGAGACCGAUAAUCACCAUUGAUGUGCCUGCAAUCACCCACAAGACAACUGAUGGGGAAUUCCUGCUGUUAGGAUACCAUGAAAGGCCUAUGGUCGAUCUGGGAGCGAUUUUACCAAUUCGUUUCUCAAAUACACCAUCAUUCCCUCAUAUAGUCUACAAGCCAGACAAUUCUGAUUCAAACCAGGUAUCAUUGUCACGAAUGGAAACGUUGGAAAAUAGCUUAGUUGGAAUGCUGUUGGAGAUCUACAUACACCAUCCGGUUGCAUUCUUUUCGGCCCUUUUCACCCUUCUGGCAUUGGCUGUUACGGUGGUCUGGAUGUGCGGCAAACAGUCUGGUGUUGCAUUGGUUACCGGUGAGGCUCGAAGUGCUCAAACAUCACGACAGUCAAAUUCGGCAACAAAUUGGGUUUUCACUAGGAAUGAAGAGGUAGAAGAUGGCUGGAUGAAAGUCGGAAAACUACUUUAUAAUCCUUCAGAGAUCCUAGGCCGUGGUUGUGAAGGAACCGUCGUCUAUAGAGGAAAAUUUGAUGGCCGAGAUGUAGCUGUGAAACGAGUGGUCUCCGAGUUUGUACGACUCGUCGAUCGAGAAGCUGAUUUACUACGGGAAAGCGAUGCUCAUCCUAACGUUAUUCGAUAUUUUUGCAUGGAAUCUGAUAGUCAAUUCCGAUAUCUGGCUCUGGAAUUAUGUGUAGCAUCGUUAAACGAUUAUGUUCAUGAAAGUGCUGUCCGGGAAAAGAUUGCUAUCGAUCCUACUGAGCUACUCCAUCAAGCAACAGAGGGUCUUGCUCAUUUACAUAUCAUGCAGAUAGUACACAGAGAUAUGAAACCUCAAAACGUGCUACUGUCCACUGCGGGUACACGAGGCGUACGGGCGGUCAUUUCCGAUUUUGGCCUCUGCAAGCGUGUUCAACCGGGUCGCCAGUCUUUGUCGAAAAGGAGCGGACUUGCGGGGACGGACGGUUGGAUUGCUCCUGAGGCUCUCACAUCUCAGAGCACGAGUUUUCCUGUUGAUGUGUUUUCCCUUGGAUGCAUUUUCUACUACGUUUUGUCCGACGGUAAUCAUCCAUUUGGCGAUAGUUUGCAUAGGCAAACAAAUAUAAUCAAUGGAGACUAUGUGCUUCGUGAAAUUAAAGAAGAUGUGAACGUUAGCGUUUCCUUGAUCGAAUCAAUGAUCCAAAAAGUACCGACAGAACGACCAUCUAUUCAAUGUGUUCUGGCUCAUCCAUUCUUUUGGGAACCUGAAAGGCGGUUGCAGUUUUUCGGAGAUGUAUCUGAUCGAAUAGAAAAGGAAGACGAUUCGAGUACGGUUGUACGUCGGUUAGAAAGGAAUGCUCGCACCGUUGUUGAGGGAAAUUGGCGCAACAACAUCUGUGGACCACUGGCUGCCGACCUAAGGAAGUUCCGAACAUAUAAGGGGCACUCGGUGAGAGAUCUUUUACGCGCCAUGCGUAACAAAAAACAUCAUUAUCGGGAGCUACCCGAAGAAGUUCGUACAUCUCUGGGCAAAAUUCCCGAAGAGUUCCUGUAUUACUUCACGUCACGCUUUCCACUGUUACUGCUUCAUACUUACGUCGCAAUGGAGUGGUGCGCCGAUGAAGCCAUAUUCAAAGGAUACUACCCGAACGAGGUGAGGUGUAGUCCUGGUUGCUUUAAAUUACAUGGCGCCAAUGAAUAUGUGGGGGAACUUUUUCAUCCUAAGACCAAGCUGACUCUAACCCGUGAGAAGACUGUCUUGUGCAUGAAAACGUUUCGUAAUAGUUGUUUUAAGGAUGUAUCUGAUCGAAUAGAAAAGGAAGAUGAUACGAGUACGGUUGUACGUCGGUUAGAAAGGAAUGCUCGCACUAUUGUCGAGGGAAAUUGGCGCAACAACAUCUGUGGACCUCUGGCUGCCGGUUGGCUUCUUUCCUUUACGAGGUUCCAGAAUAAGCUUUGA
Messenger RNA from Haemonchus placei, 2145 nucleotides. NCBI's taxonomy places the organism in Eukaryota, Metazoa, Nematoda, Chromadorea, Rhabditida, Trichostrongylidae. The record is from the annotation of a GenBank genome assembly.